Messenger RNA from Kickxella alabastrina, 378 nucleotides. RefSeq names its product nucleoside-diphosphate kinase. NCBI's taxonomy places the organism in Eukaryota, Fungi, Kickxellomycota, Kickxellomycetes, Kickxellales, Kickxellaceae. Gene Ontology annotation, biological process: GTP biosynthetic process; UTP biosynthetic process; CTP biosynthetic process. The record is from RefSeq and is a predicted model, not a curated record. The annotation marks the transcript as partial. Gene Ontology annotation, molecular function: nucleoside diphosphate kinase activity. The transcript has a single exon.
GAGCGCACGUUUGCCCUCAUCAAGCCCGACGCGUACCCGCGGUACCGCAAGCAGUUGAUCAAGCAGAUCAUUGAGAAGGGAUUCACAAUUGUCGCCCAGGAGGAGGUGCGGUUGACCACUGAUGUGGCCGAGAAAAUCUACGGUGACAUGAGCUCUUUCCCCGUAUAUGACCGGAUCAUUGAAUUUGUGACCAGCGGCCACUCGCUGGCGCUUGUGCUCGAGGGCGCAGACGCCAUUGCCACCUGGCGCAACCUGGUCGGCCCGACCAACCCCAAGACAGCCAAGUUCGAGGCCCGUAAUAGCUUGCGCGCAAAGUACGGCCUGGAUGCCCAGAAGAAUGCCGUCCAUGCUAGCAAGGAUCACCAGGAGGCUAAGAGG